AUGGUCAAGGCGGGACCGACCGACAGGUCGUGGCAGGAUCUUUAUCGAGCCCUUCUGCGCUCUUCCGCUGCAUCUGUACGAUUCUCGCGACCAGCUGCUCGGAACACUCGGCGCUACCUGCGUGACGACUUCGCUGACGCUCUCGUGGUUGGUGAUAAACGGGCUGCGGGACCGAGCUUGGACCGCCCUGUUGACGCACACAGUGACGCUAGCCCGUUCGUCGCCGGUCCAGGCAGCGGUCAAGAGCGACUAUCCAUCGUCAGAUAUCCGAUCGAGCCGUCGAUGGUGCCGUCAAGGCAUCAAACCCGACAGCAACCACCUCUACAGCAAGUGAUGCAUCGGCAGACGCACAACACGCUCGCAUUUCACCUCUCUGCAUCGUUGCUUCCGACCAGCGAGAAUCGCACACCUAGGGCCGCCGAUGGCUCGGCGAAUUAUGUUCCCGAGGACUCUUCGAACGAUCGCAUCCGGGGCAGGCUCGGUCCUACGCUCUCUCAUUCGCACCAGACCGAACAUGUCGAGCUUCGCCCACUUUCGGGCGAUCUCACGGUCAGCAGGAGCCAAACAGCAGCUAAGAAGCAAAACCCACCCACCAAGGCCGCGCGACUCGCUCAUCGCGUGGUCUCGAACCUUGCUUCUUUGACGUAUCACCACCUCUCACCGCACACCCAGAUGCAAUCGCGCACCCACCUCAAGCACAAUCGGGCUCGUAAACCGCAGAAGCUUUCAUCGCUCGCGCGCGUGCUGGGCAAGGUGGAGGCCGAUGUGUCGCUAGACCCUUCGCAGGCUUCCAGCGAGACCGGACUGUCGGACGUUUUCAGCGGCAACAGUCAGAAUUACGGCGGCGGUCUCAGCGAUGGCUCAGGAGACACGAUGCUGAACGCAUUGCACAUGAGGCUGGGCUUUCUAUUGCCGAGUGUCAAGCCCGUGCGUGGACCGGUUUCUUCGAGAUUGAAGGAGUGGGAUGGACAGAACGCCGACAGGAUCGCAUCUGAGGGAGGCUUGCGUCAGAUGGAAUCGGAUCUCAAGACGAUCGAGCGAUUGUUGGCAGACCACGACCAUGUUCAGAGGGACAAAGGGGCAAGAGUGCCGCGAUCGGCUUUGUUGAAGCAAGUUCAGCAACUGAAGUUGGAAGCGGAAGAGCUGAGGAGGAAGAUCAAGGCGGCAACGAGGGCUUUGGCACAGGUUGAGGCCCAGAAGCAGAUGGAGAGCAUUCCGAUCGAGCAUCUGAGUGAUUUGGUUGCCGCUGCGCAAGAUUCGCAACAGAUCCUGCUGGCUACGACGCGCUUUUUGGAGUGUUGUUCUGUCGAAGCUGCACGAGAGCUGCAAAGGCAGAAGACAUGCAUUUCCGCACAUCAAACACUUUCCUUUCCUGCUAUUCACUCUUUCCUUCCUUCCAUCAUCAUUACACAAAGUCCGAGCAUGUCGCGCUACAGGCAGCUGUUUGCAGCGCCUCUCGGCAAUCUCUCAGAGGGCGACGGCUCUGGCGAUGGUACCAACAGCGGGAUCGAGGACAGCCUUCGCGGACCCAGCGCUUUCGAUCGCAACGCUCCCAUCGCAAGCCACCAAUUCAGCCGUUCAGCGCAGCAACCGAUCGAGACCGGCACAUACGCAUUCGCAGCGACUCCGGACUCAGCGCUCCCAUCUACACAGCGUCCACCGUAUCAAGGAGAAUGGCAUUCCCCGCGAGCGCCCACGGUCCAGCAGACGCCCGAGGCUGGGCCAAGCACAUAUCAACAUCUGUCUCCACCGCGCAUCGAAAGGCAGGCGCCCGCAGCACGACUGCAAGCGCACACUUUGGCUCCGACUUUUCCCGCAUCAUUUGCUCCUCCGGAGGGCGGCCGUCUCAACUUGUUCACGACACCUGCAGCUGCACCGACCUUGACCACAGGCGUGAACGCUUUCGGCAGCCCGACCGAAAGAUCGAUGUCAAGCUCUUUCAGCUUUGCGCCUAGAGGUAAUGCAGUUGGUGCGGGUGGCGCUAUAUUUGCCGUCCCUGCCGCGCGAGGAAUUACUUCUGCAUCUGGACCACCUCCUUCGUUCGCAGCACCACAUACGCCAGUGCGACCGGCCAACCCCACAACAGCCACCACCACGACGGCAAACAUGUUCUUUAACGCCAUUCCCACACGUCCGUCCACAUCGGCUUCUGGCACGAACCUCGACGCAGCAGCCCUGCAAGCCGAGCGUCGAAUCAGAGAAGUUAGAGCUGCGAGUCGGAACGAAGAACCGCCAAGACGGAGCGUGUCUUUCUCUCCCACCGUCACCACUCCUCAGAACGCCGGACAGGGUGCGAUGUACCACGCACUAGCUCCGCCAGCACCCAUCAAUCGGGCGGCAGUAGCUCAAAAUCAAGCAAGACAGGGGCAGGUAGCAUCGCAUGCUGAUUCUAGCAUUUCGCAUCUGGGGAGAGAUACACGGGCACUUCCCCACAUGGGUAGAGAUCCUAGCUAUUCCAUGUCAACAGAUGCUUCUUUUGCUCGACCCACUGCGACACGGUUGUUCACUGCGCCUACCGCUAGCACCGGUAUCGCUCCGAUGCAACAGCAGCAGAUGGUGCUGCCGUCUCCGGUCGCAAGGUCGACUCUUCCCGUGGCUAUGGGCGGAGCAUCCGAACCGGACCCCGAGCAAGUUUCGUGGAUCGAAGACCCUUCGACGUCGAUCUCGCAUUCUCACUCCUUGGCUCCUCCGAAUGCACCACCGCCGCCCGUCCGACUCCGCAGGUGGGACGGAUCCACCACCCUCGUCCCCUCCUACCUCGUAUCCGAUUCACCCGAGACGGUCAUCGAAGAACACCUCUUCGACCACGACACGAUCAACCGAUUCGACGUCUCCUCCUUACUCCACAAGCACAGUUCUCGUGUACUCGGCGAGCAAGCACCAACAACACUGGACGUCGAUGACACGCAAUCAGAUGUCGUACUGGCGAUUUUGGAAACGCAACUUGGAUUGAAAGGUCUGCACGGAUGGUACGGUUUCACCCAUCGAAAUCCCCGUCAUCGCCUUGGGGAAAAGAGUCGAAAACGACGGCGUAGUGGGAGUGCCGAUGAAUCCACCUCCUUCUCUUCUCACGGCAGCGACGGUGAGGAAGACUCUCCUAUCGUGGUGUACGACACGUUCGGUAGGGUGCGUGGAUCGAUCCUUCUUCCGAACUACGCUUCCCGCGGUGGACCUUCUUUCCCCCUCCCCUCUCCACAAGAGACCUUCUCAAUCCGUCGAUCAAACACUUCCUCCGUCGUCCUCAAGACAACUUCCGCUCUAGCGGAAAAAGAAUUCGCCCUCUCCCACCAACGAUCUUCCCUUCUCAAACAGUGGUCCUCUCUACAAGCAUCCUCGUCGUCGUCAACGACAAUUCGUUCACCUCAGUUCUACCAGGAACUGAAGAAGAGACGGGAUAAAGCGAUAGGCUUUCAAACUUCCAACAGAAAACGUCUCUUGAAGGCGUUGCAGAACACAUAUCUGGAUUCAGCCACUGGACGUGGUUAG
Pseudozyma hubeiensis SY62 is the source of this 3486-nucleotide messenger RNA. RefSeq lists its product as hypothetical. The coding region runs from base 1 to 3486 and encodes 1161 amino acids. The record is from RefSeq and is a predicted model, not a curated record. The transcript is spliced from 2 exons. Lineage: Eukaryota; Fungi; Basidiomycota; Ustilaginomycetes; Ustilaginales; Ustilaginaceae.